Naegleria lovaniensis is the source of this 4350-nucleotide messenger RNA. RefSeq lists its product as uncharacterized. The transcript has 3 exons. The record is from RefSeq and is a predicted model, not a curated record. Gene Ontology annotation, molecular function: protein binding. NCBI's taxonomy places the organism in Eukaryota, Heterolobosea, Eutetramitea, Acrasida, Naegleriidae. The coding region runs from base 1 to 4350 and encodes 1449 amino acids.
AUGUUGACAAGUGGCAGCAAACCACCACUUGAAGCCGAAGAUGUUCUCAAACUCUUUUCACUCUAUCUUCAAGAGUACGGAGAAUCACUACUAACGUCAUCGGACCACUUUAUGAAUGUGUGUGAAAUGGUCUAUCAACAAACCAUGACAUUAUCAUCAAAAUUACAUUCUCCAUCUUCACCGCAGCAGACUUUUGAAAAUAAUCACUUGACAUCCUCCUCUUCUCAAAAACCUCUCAAACCAUUUCAUGUUACACUCAAAAUUACUCCUGAAUUUCUUCGAGAAUGUGGCAUGGAUCCAUUUCUAUGGUUGGACUGGGAAACGAGUUAUUGCAAUAACGGAGGAAUGAUGAUCACUAAAAAAUCAGAUCCUUCGAAAAAACCUCAUGAGGGAUUGAUUGAGAGAAGUCUCAUUGAGAGAUGGUGGGAACGAAGGAGAAGGGAAUUUCGAGAGUGUACCGAACAUCAAGGAAAGAUGGCGGUGAAAUCACCGUAUGCAAUUGAUGAAAAUCCUCUUCUUACUCUCCUUAGUACGAUUCAUUUUCAUCACUUGUUAACGAAAUUGCGAUAUGAAUUCAUGUUUGGACGAAAUGUUGCAAAAACACCAAAUUCUAAAAUUUUGAAAAUUAAAUUUAAAAUUCUUCGACUGCUCAAUGCGAGAGUGAAGGAAUUUCAACGAAAGCAAAAAGAAAAGAAGGGAUUUUUCUCGUGGAUUGUGGAACAAAUUGUCGACAAUGAAUACAUAUCCGAGUUAACCAAUAACGAUUUUGAGAAAUUUAUUUAUAUAUUUAGAAAUUUAAAAGUAGUUCAAUUGGAAACGAACAAAUCGAAAAAGAAGUCAACUCAAGCAAACAACAUUGAAGAUGUUGAAGUGGAUUUAACAUUAUUUCAAAGCUUGAAACAUUUGAUCAUUCGAGCCUGCUUUACUAGACUUGUGUAUAUUAAAGGAAAAUAUUUGACCUCUCAAAACCAUGAAAAUGAUACAAUAUUCAAAACUCUGAAUGUGGAGGGAAUUACCAUUAUGGACUCUCAGUUUCUGAGAAUUGAAAAGAAUAUUUUCCACGAUUUUGCUGACACACUCCGAGUAUUGAAUCUUGUCAAUGUGGACGAGCAAUUGCUGUGUGAUAUAUUUGAUGACGACACACGAUCACUCUCCAAAUCUAACAAGGAGUUUAAUAAGGAUAUUAACUACUUUUCUGCACUGGAGGCGUUACAUAUUUCGAAUGUAUGGUUCAAGAGCGGAGAAAUACCAAAAUUUUUGGACGGCUCAUUCUUUCAUAACAUUCUUGUGAAUCACCUAAAAGUGUUCAUUAUGAAACACACCAAUCUAGAACUUUCCAUACUUGACACACUAACUCGAAGGGAAAAUAGAAACUUUGUUCUCUCACAUCUCGUCAUUCUCAAUCUCUCAAACAACAAUAUUCACACAGUUAUUGGAAGAAGAGAAGCUAAAAACGGAGAUGGUCAUAACGUGACGGUGAAUUUACCCAAUUUACUUGAAUUUAAUUUGGGAUACAAUGAACUUGAAAGCCUGGAUUCAUUGUCUGGACUAAUGACACCAAAACUUGAAAUUAUCAAUUUAGAGAACAACAAACUCUGUAACAAUAUUGCUGAAGGUUUAAAACUAUUGACAGCAAACACUCAAAAUCACUUAAAAUAUAUUAAUUUACGAAACAAUCAAAUAAGAAAUUGGAUAGAAAUCAAACAUUUGAAUUACUUUACCAAACUUUGCCAUUUAGAAGUUUUUGGAAAUGAAGAAAUUUCCACAGGAACAUACUUCAAGACAAUACUUGCAUAUUUCAGAAAGAAUAUUCCAAUGGAUACUUUAUUCAUUCUAGAUGGCGAAAGUUAUUCCAAGAAAGACAUUGAAACAGUGCUGGGAAUUUCACAAAGCUCAAGUGAUAAUAGUUCUUAUAAUGGAUUAUCAGAAUCGGAAGGAAGUGAUGCAGAUGCCGAAGAUGAUUAUAUCGAUGUCAGAAAACUUGUUAACAAAAAAGAAAGCUCAGAACAAGCCAAGAAACGAAAAAUCAAGAAGGAAAAGUCUUCUCCUGAGAAAAAGAAGUCAAAGAAAAAGAAGAAAGCUCAAAAACGAGUACUUUCAGAGUUUUCUGAAUUUAAAAAGAAUGACAUGUCUUCUGCCUUGAGUAGUGGAAGCAGUGGAAACACAAAUAGCUUGAAUAUAGUAGACUUUGGAGGAUCUUCAAGCAUUUCUCCUCAAAGCCAAUCUCUAGAUACAAGUUUGAAAAUGUUGAAAGAAGAUUUUCCUUUCCUAGAAGAGCGAUCUAACAAAGUUCUUGAACAAUUACAACAAAUUAGAAAUGAUGGAGGAUCGAAAUGGCUUACUCUUUUGAAUGAAAUGGGUUAUUUAGACGAUCAGAGUCAACAACAAUUAUUGACUCCAAAAAGAAAUUCCAACGAGUUGGCUAAAACUUCACCCUACUCGAAAGAUAAGGACGAAUUGGAGCAAUUCAUGAAUAAGCUCAAUAAGAAUUCGUCACAUUUGAAGGCAAUGGAUUCGCUGAGUAACUUUUUAUUUGGAAAAUUACGAAAACCAGGAUCAUCAGAGGAUCCACAACAACAUUCAAGUGAAGAUUCUUCACCUGCAUCCACUCCAAGAUCUGCAGGUCAACCUAAAACUGAUUUUCUUUCUUCGUUGGACAUGAAGCGAAUUUCCAGAUUGGGCAACAAGCAAAUUCCAGUGUUAGAAGUUCAUCCAAUUUAUGGAAUUGCUAAUGCUCCUAAUUUUGAAAAAUUUGGUGUUGCCAAUAUGCAAGGUCUCUCGUUUAUUAAAUCACGAGGAUCUCAGUACGGUAGCGAUGCACUAGUGUCAAAGAAUUUAAAACUAGAGCCAAGAAGUGACUUUUUAAACGUUUCACUCAUUGUGAAUCAAUCCAUAUUUGUAGCAGGAAAACAAGAACGUGACCAUACUCGAGGAAUUGCAAGUUCUGAAUCAGAUAGUAGUGAAAGAAAAGCAAGAUAUCAACGAAGAAAUCGCUACAUGAAUAUUCAACAACUCAAAGAAGAAAUACAAGAAGCAACAACCAAUUCGAAUGAUAUUGCUACUGCUGAGAAUGCAUCAUCCACAAGGGAAACCAACAUGGAAAUUACGGAUGAACAAAUUAACAAAUUUAAUUCAUCUCGAAAGAGAAAGAAGGGAGUGUUCUUAAAAGCUGAAAUUGCCGUUCCUGAAGGAUCUCAUUCACACAUGUCUUUGGAUCCCAAUCGACUUGCGAGUCUUAGCAGCGGUGGUAGUUCUGGAAAUGAUUCUUCCAUCUCUCCAUCUUCAAUCGAGAAGAAGGAUGAUGAUACUCAUGUUUCAAGUUGUACAACUCUGUCAGUAGAAAAGGAUAAUCACACAACAAGCACCAAAUCGACAAUGACAACUACUCCUUCUUCUAAUCAUCGAGCUUCUAUGAGAGACUUUAAACGAAGAAAUACCAUAAAGCAAAAUACUGAAAAGAAAGACAAGGUACACAUUCCAGUUCCAGUCUCCACCGUUGAAAAGUAUUUGAAUGACGAUGACUUGUUAGAAUCACUCCUCAAUGAAGAUGAAGAUGUUGAGACCAAGAAGAGAUCAGAAAGUAUUUUGAGAUCUCGUGGACGAACAUUUGUGAAACCCUCUACCACCACUCACUCUUCAGCAGAUGCCAACAAGAUUAGAGCAUCGACUGCGUUUGAAAAACCAAUCAUUGUUGAAAGCACACCAGUGGAUGCUAGUGCUAGUUCAUUUAACAGAAAAACACGUAUUCUAUCAACAACAACUGAAGAAGAAAAAAAGGUUUUGGAGUCUUUAAUAUCAAGUCCAGAAGAGGAUGAAGUGAUAUUACCAAUUGAAAAGAAAGAAGAGACGUUACAACAGAAGGUACAAAUUUUAGAACAUGUCAGUAACGAGUUAAUUGCACCACAAAAGAAUGUACAAGCUUCAGAUGAAGAUUUUGACAGUUUCAAUGAGGAGAUUGAAUCCAGCUUCAAAGAAAAUUCAAUUUUAAGUGCCAUGAAUACCAAUAUUGGAACACUAUCAUCAUCGAACAGCAUCACUUCAGAGAAGAGUACAUUGUCCUUUCAACAACCACCAUCUCUCCUCACAGAACCUUCUUCAGUGGACAAGAUGGGACAAAGUUCAGAUUCAGAUUUCGAUACCUUUAGUAGUGAUAGUGAUAAGGAAAAUGAUAAGAAGACUGCAUCAACAACAACAACAACAACAACACCAAACACACCAUUAUCCGUUGUUAACAAAUCACGAUCUUCUCCAAAUAGCAUUCCCUUAAUUACAUUUCCAACCUCAACUGAAAAUAGAAAAGCCAAAUCCAAAUCCAUUAUUAACAUCUUUGCAAAGAAAGACAAGGGGUAG